This is a messenger RNA of Mesorhabditis spiculigera, 282 nucleotides long. The record is from the annotation of a GenBank genome assembly. Lineage: Eukaryota; Metazoa; Nematoda; Chromadorea; Rhabditida; Rhabditidae.
AUGCAGACGUCCGCGAUCCUUCUCCUGGCCGCUUGCGUCGCGUGUGCCACUGCGUUCGCUUUCAACAAUGAGGACAGACCCCAGGCCUUCGCCUACUUGGGAAAUGACGGCGGAGCCCUGCGGUCGUCCUUUGCAAAGCGAUCUGAGCCCCAAAAGUUCGCCUUCGCCAGCCCCGACCAGCUCCAGAACGCCGAGCGAUUUGCGUUUGCCUUUGCCAAGCGAGACGGCGACUUCAACGAGUACCAGCGAUUCGCCCGGGCCCAGAAAUUCGCCAAAUUCGCA